Molecule: messenger RNA, 1918 nt
Organism: Sesamum indicum (sesame)
Lineage: Eukaryota; Viridiplantae; Streptophyta; Magnoliopsida; Lamiales; Pedaliaceae
Product: LEAF RUST 10 DISEASE-RESISTANCE LOCUS RECEPTOR-LIKE PROTEIN KINASE-like 2.1
Biological process (GO): protein phosphorylation
Molecular function (GO): ATP binding; polysaccharide binding; protein kinase activity
Source: RefSeq, a predicted model, not a curated record
AACUCAAUGUGGAUAGUGGAAUUAUUAAUUCUUCAGCAUUAUUAGUGCCAAGAAAAGUAACAUUUUUAGUGAUUUGAUCUAGUCAAUGCACUAAUCACCAAAAUCAUUAUAUUCCAACUGAAGCAAUAACCAGUUCCAGUCUGAAACAUCCAAGAAACCAUCCAUCUAUUCCCUUCUUUUCCAAGAACCCUUUUUCACAUCAAUAAAAGAUAUCAAGCUGUGCAAUGGUUUACAUUUCCUCAUCAUCUGUAAAAAUGUCGACAACAGGUCUCUGGUUUUCAGUUCUAACAACCUUGAUUCUACUCCUAUGUUGUACCAAAAACUGCAGAGCCCAAAACAACUCGGCCUGCAUCCCUUCUUCAUGCGGGGACAUCCAGAUCAGAUACCCUUUCAGGUUGCCAGACGAUCCCACAAACUGUGGCCAUCAGGACCCCGUUUUCGUGCUUGAAUGCCAGCAAAACCGGACCUUGCUGAGAUUAAGCUCAAGAAGGUACCAUGUUCAGGCAAUCACUUACAACAACUUUUCGAUACGUGCAUCUGAUCCAGGUCUCGACAGCAAAAACUACUCAUCCUGUCCGGUUUAUUCUUCCAUUGAUUACGACAUUUACUUAGGAUACAUGUCUCCUGGUUACACUAACACCACUUUCUUAACUUUUCUCAACUGCCUGGGCCCUGUGAACAAUCCAUUAUAUGUCGAGAGCCCUUUUUGUGGCAACAAAAGUGCUUUUUCCAACACAUCCCGUGUUCAUAGCUAUGUUACAGCAAGAAGCAUAUCAGCAUCCGAUUUGGAGGAUACUUGCACGUUCGACAUGCCAGCUAUGACCUCAUUACCAGCAUCAUCUUCAACAGACGGUAACGUUUCGUAUUCGCAGAUUCAUGAUAUGUUAGCCUAUGGAGUUGAGUUUUCAUGGUACCGAGCCAUGUGCACAUCAUGUGAAGAAAGCAAGAGGACAUGUUUUCUCGAGGACAACAGAAUACAAUGUCGCCGCGUUUGCUAUGAAAGCACCCCUCUGUCUGAGCGUGAUUUUGGCUGCAAAUUGGAGUACUAUGCCCCUUAUUUGCUACUUGUUGCCGUGGUAAUUGGAGGACUGAUAGGACUAAGGUUCGUGUUCGGGAUCCCAUUCAUAGUUGGAUUUCUGGUGUAUAAAUGCAAAACAAGGCGCUCAUCACUGAACAAGAGUGAAACCAUCAAAGAAAUUCUGAAACAACAGAUACAUCCCGUGCCCAUAAACUACAGUUACAGUGAGAUCAAGAAGAUGACAAGAAACUUCAAAACUAAAAUAGGCCAAGGAGCUCAUGGAACCGUUUACAAAGGCAACCUCCGUAGCGGUCCUCCUGCUGCAGUAAAAAUGCUAGAGAGUUCCUCAGCCAGUGACAAAGAAUUCAUCACUUACAUAUCGAAAAUCUCAAAAACAAGCCAUGAAAACGUCGUGAGACUCAUUGGCUUCUGCAUCGAGGGCAAGAAACGAGCUCUAGUCCACGAGUUCAUGCAACAUGGCUCUCCUGAAAAACACAUUUUCUUGCAGAAAACAAGUCCUUCUUUGAGCUAUAAGCACAUGUUCAAGAUUUCUCUCGGAACAGCACGUGGGAUCGAAGCAUUACAUGAUAACAACAUCUUACAUCUUCGGAUCAAGCCCGAGAACGUUCUACUUGAUCAAGAUCACAACCCCAAGAUCUCCGAUUCCGGGCUCCAAAACCUUUACACAUCAAAUGAUCACGAAGCCGUAUCCCUGAAAACAGGCAAAUACAAAACAGGAUUCCUACCUCCUGAAAUGUUCUACAAGAACAUUGGAGAAGUCUCCUACAAAGCUGAUGUAUACAGCUACGGAAUGCUGGUGCUGGAAAUGGUGGCAAGAAUACAAGCCCUGAAUCCAUACGCUGAAAAAUCAGGGAAAAUGUACUUCCCCUGGUGGAUUUA